AGAGCUAAGGAUAAAUAUUUCGGUGUUACGAUUUCGCCGCACUUAAACUCUGUUAUUUAGUGUAUGUCUUGUUGAACUAUUUCAUCAUGUCUGGUCGCGGUAAAGGCAAAGCUAAGGGUACCAAAUCCAAGAGUCGCUCAUCCCGAGCAGGGCUUCAAUUCCCUGUCGGUCGAAUCCACCGUCUUCUCCGUAAAGGCAACUACGCUGAGCGUGUUGGCGCCGGUGCUCCAGUGUACUUGGCUGCUGUGCUUGAAUAUUUGAGCGCUGAGAUCCUCGAGUUGGCAGGCAAUGCUGCUCGUGACAACAAGAAAACAAGAAUCAUUCCUCGUCACCUUCAGCUUGCUGUCCGUAAUGACGAAGAGUUGAACAAACUGCUCGCCGGUGUCACCAUCGCACAGGGAGGCGUUCUUCCUAACAUCCAGGCAGUACUCCUGCCCAAAAAGACCGAAAAGAAACCUAAAGCCUAAACCAAUGUCGUCGGUUGAAACAAACGGCUCUUUUAAGAGCCAACAGAUAUUGAAAGAGUCGUGAUCAACUUUCCACACUAGUAAUUAAAUAACCUUAACUUUGCGUUGCAAAUAACAUAAUCGAAACUUUA
Molecule: messenger RNA, 598 nt
Organism: Pocillopora verrucosa
Lineage: Eukaryota; Metazoa; Cnidaria; Anthozoa; Scleractinia; Pocilloporidae
Product: histone H2A-like
Biological process (GO): heterochromatin formation
Cellular component (GO): nucleosome; chromatin
Molecular function (GO): structural constituent of chromatin; DNA binding; protein heterodimerization activity
Source: RefSeq, a predicted model, not a curated record